Molecule: messenger RNA, 970 nt
Organism: Melitaea cinxia (Glanville fritillary)
Lineage: Eukaryota; Metazoa; Arthropoda; Insecta; Lepidoptera; Nymphalidae
Gene: Hp1b-l
Product: chromobox protein homolog 1-like
Exons: 6
Coding region: 178-717 (179 amino acids)
Biological process (GO): chromatin organization; negative regulation of transcription by RNA polymerase II
Cellular component (GO): pericentric heterochromatin; nucleus
Molecular function (GO): chromatin binding
Source: RefSeq, a predicted model, not a curated record
GUCGAGAGCGUAGUAACAUGUUUUUGUGUUUUAUAUAAGCUUCUUGAUAGUAACUAAUACCAAACUAAUGCUUGACUAAUACUUAAUCUGUGGUCGAAACUCAAGCGAUAGUUUGGACUUUGUUUUACCUCGCCGGUUAACUUUCUUGUUUAAUAAAUAUUUGUUAAUAAUUCAGAGAUGGCUGAAAAAAAGAAAGAAGGUGAACCAGAAGGUGAAGAAGAAUUCUCAGUUGAAAAAGUAUUGGAUCGACGUGUGAGAAACGGAAAGGUGGAGUAUUUCCUCAAGUGGAAAGGUUAUAGUGAUGAAGAUAACACUUGGGAGCCUGAAGAAAAUCUUGAUUGUCCAGAUCUUAUACAAGCUUUUGAAGAAGCAAGAAAGAAAAAAGAAGCUGAGGGCAAACUGAGUAAAACCGACAAAGAUGUGAAGAAAAGAAAGUCGUCAGCAGCAACUCCUGAUCUUAAAGGUGCUAAAAAAAGUAAGGGCGAUGAUAAGAAAGCUUCAGGAUUUGACCGUGGCUUGGAACCCGAGAAAAUUAUAGGUGCAACAGACAGCAGUGGAGAGUUGAUGUUCCUCAUGAAAUGGCAAGGUACAGAUGAAGCUGAUUUGGUCCCAGCAAAGCAAGCAAAUGUGAGAUGUCCGCAGGUUGUGAUUCAGUUUUACGAGGAGAGACUCACAUGGCACACACCAUCUGCAGAUGAGGGCAAUGCUGAAGAUUAGGUGUAUCAUUCCAAGGAAAAUUUUUAACAAAGAAACACAAAUGUGAAAUAGAAUUUUAAAGAAUCUUACGCUGGUGAUUUAAUUACACAUUAACCCUUUCACCGCCUGAAUCGGAUUUAUCCGACAAAAAAAUUCGGGCUUAUUCCGCCUGAGUCGGAUUUAUCCGACACAAAACCCUGUGUACCAUAUAUAUUUAAUUUCUAAACGUAUUAUGAUGUUUUAGCCUAAAAUAAAUUUUUUUUUCGAAAGUUUA